UUAAACAUUAUCAUAAUUAAAAAUAUGAGAUGAUAUGAUAACUUCUGGAUCUCUCUAUAUAUAUAUAUAUAGUGCCCACCACAUUAAGUAAUCAGUUCAGUAGGCUUUCAGCAGCUUCUGCUCUGUGCCUCUGUCUGCAAUUCUUGCCUUUGGCCUUUAUGCGAUAAUAAUUAUAAAAUAAUUCUCAUACAUAUAUGGAUGCAAAUAUGAAGGAGAAAACGAUGAAGAAAGCUCCUGAAAAUGGAGGAGCUGAUGAGAAGGAGGAAGCAGCUAAAAAUGGCAGAAUUAAAAAGCUUGGGGGCAUUAAAACAAUGCCAUUCAUUCUUGCUAAUGAAAUAUGCGACAGAUUUGCUGGUGUUGGUUUUCAUGCCAACAUGAUUACGUACCUCACACAAGUGCUAAAUUUGCCCCUUGUGAAGGCAUCUAAUACACUUACCAACUUCGGCGGGACAUCAAGUUUCAUGCCACUCAUUGGUGCUCUCAUCGCUGAUUCUUUUGCGGGACGAUUUUGGACCAUCAUUGUUGGAUCUAUCAUUUAUGAGCUGGGAAUGAUAAGCAUAACUAUCUCAGCCAUUAUGCCACAACUCCGUCCUCCACCAUGCCCCAGUCAGAAGGACUGCACAGAAGCUUCACACAUUCAGCUUUGGGUCCUCUAUAUUUGUCUACUACUGACAUCUAUUGGUGCUGGAGGCAUUCGGCCUUGUGUUAUAACUUUUGCAGCUGAUCAGAUUGACAUGUCAAAGACAAAAGUGGAGGGCCGCAAAUGGAAUUUCUACAAUUGGUACUAUUUUUGCAUGGGAUUGGCCACACUAACAGCUCUUACUGUCAUUGUUUAUAUCCAAGAUAACGUGAGUUGGGCUUGGGGUCUCGGGCUUCCAACCAUUGCUAUGGGAUUAUCGGUUAUUGUGUUCAUUUUAGGAUCCCCUCUUUAUAGAAAAGUAAAACCCGGAGGUAGUCCACUGGUAAGAUUGGCACAGGUGAUUGUUGCAUCUGUUAGGAAGAGAAAUGUUGUCAUGCCUACUGAUUCAGGUCUCCUGUAUGAGAAUAAACAACUUGAUGCUGCAAUCUCACCCAAUGGGAGGCUUCUGCAUACCGAUCAGUUCCAGUGUAUUGACCGAGCAGCUGUGGUAACAGAUUCUGACUUGAAUGAACAUAACGAGCCAAACCCGUGGAGGCUUUCCACUGUUCAUAGGGUGGAGGAACUGAAGUGCAUCCUCAGAAUGUUACCUGUUUGGGCAGCUGGCAUAUUACUCAUCACCUCAUAUUCACAUAUUGGCAGCUUUACCAUCCAACAAGCACGCAGUAUGGAUCGCCACCUCUCCCACUCAUUCCAAAUCCCUCCAGCCAGCAUGUCUGUCUUCACUAUCUUAACUGUCCUUAUAGGACUUGCUCUAUAUGAGCGUGUUUUUGUACCUUAUAUUCGCAGGUUCACCAAAAACCCCUCAGGCAUCACAUGCCUCCAGAGAAUGGGCGUAGGCUUUGCAGUUAACAUCCUUGCCACCAUUGUUUCAGCCCUUGUUGAGAUAAAACGCAAAGCAGCAGCCAAACAGCACAAUCUUCUUGAUCAACCUACUGCCAUAAUACCCAUAAGUGUCUUUUGGUUAGUUCCUCAAUAUUGCCUGCAUGGGGUAGCAGAGGUUUUCAUGUCGGUCGGUCAUCUUGAGUUUCUGAUUGAGCAAUCCCCAGAAAGCAUGAGAAGCACUGCGGCUGCACUCAAUUCUUUGACUUUUGCACUGGGAAAUUACAUGGGUACUCUUGUGGUGUCUCUAGUGCACAACUACACUGGCACAGAAGGGAAUUGGCUUCCAGACCGAAAUCUAAACAGGGGGAGAUUGGAAAACUUCUAUUGGCUCAUAACAGGAAUACAAGUACUCAAUCUUGUGUACUAUGUCACAUGUGCUAUGUUUUAUAGGUAUAAACCUCUGGGAGAAGACGUUCGUUCUGACGAAGGAGAUGUGGAAUUCGCUAAGGAUAAAGUUGUAUCUGCUAUUAGUGAUGACAAAGAAGUAGAACUAUUAGGCAAUGGUAAAUUUUAGUCAUUUGCAGGAUUGCAGAGGUGUGGGUAACAUAUGCCAUAUUUUGAAUGUAUAUGUGAUAAGGAACUGAUAUGCCCGUGAACACAAAGUUGGAAAAAGCAUGCUCUUUGAUAUAUAGUUCAAAGAUAUAUUUGUUCCAAUUUUAUAAUUUUGUUUUCAAUUGUCCCAAAAAUAAGAUGAGAGGUAUUCAUGAUGGCUCACUUAUAAUUCAUGGCUAUUUUGUUCCUUCUCUCUUUUAUAUAUAGUAUAAAAUAUAGAAUAUCAGAAAGAAAUAUGUCAAUGUGGUUGUAU
Molecule: messenger RNA, 2327 nt
Organism: Cuscuta epithymum
Lineage: Eukaryota; Viridiplantae; Streptophyta; Magnoliopsida; Solanales; Convolvulaceae
Source: the annotation of a GenBank genome assembly